AUGGCUCUCGUCAACGUUCGCCGCGAUGUCUCCGACGCCUUCUACCGCUACAAGAUGGAGAGACUCCAGACUAAGAUCGAAGGCAAAGGAAACGGUAUCAAGACAGUCAUUGUCAACCUGAGCAGCGUUGCUGCCUCUCUUGCCCGCCCCGGAUCCUAUGUCAUCAAGUACUUCGGUUUUGAGCUCGGUGCCCAGACCAACAUUGAUCCUGCCGAUGACCGCUGGAUCAUCAACGGUGCCCACGACGCUCCUAAGCUACAGGACUACCUCGAUGGCUUCAUCAACAAAUUUGUUCUCUGCAAGAAGUGCAAGAACCCCGAGACUGAUGUCGUCAUCAAGGAUAACUUCAUCGUGCUUGACUGUAAAGCUUGUGGUCAGCGUACCGACGUUGAUAUCCGCCUCAAGCUCAGCGGCUUCAUCUUGAAGAACCAGCCCAAGAAGGGCGGCAAGAAAGACAAGGCUGAGCGCAAGGCGGCCCGUAAGGCCAAGCAGUUGGCCCAGCAGAAUGGCAACAAGGAGAACGGUAACGGAAGCGGCGGAGAGAAUUCCGAGAAUGGGUCCAACGACAACUCCAACGAGAACGGCUCCAACGCCGAUGAGAACGACGCCGGUAGUGACGACGAGUUCACUCGCAGAAUCAAGGCCGAUGCUCAGGUCCUUGAUGCGAACAACGAAGUCAAGGACGACGAUUGGGCUGUCGACAUGUCUGAGAAGGCCGUCAAGGCUCGUCAGAACCAGCUCCCCGACCAGUUCCGUCAGAAGCUCGUUCUCGGAGGCGAAGAAGAGGAUGAAGAUGGAGAAGGCGGUGGAAACACCGUCUACGACGCCCUGGGCGACUGGGUCCAGCAAGAAGCUACCAAGGCUGGCAGCGUUAACAAAGUCGAUGACAUUCGGGUUUAUGUCAAAGCUAAGGAGUUGGGAAUUGAGACCAAGUACAAGACUGUCUUGGUACUUGUCCAGACUCUCUUGGAUGAGAACAUCAUCUCCCAGAUCCCGAAGCGUGCGGGAUUGCUGAAGCAGAUGAUAACGUCAGAACGCCACGAGAAGGCUCUGCUCGGCGGCAUCGAGCGUCUCUUGGCUGCCCAUGGCAAGGAGCACCCUGAGCUCAUGGCAAGUGACAAGAUCGUCAAGAUUCUUCACUUGCUGUACGACAAGGACCUGGUCAGUGAGGAUGUUGUCACGAAAUGGGGCACCAAGGCGAGCAAGAAGUACGUCGAUCUUGCGACCUCCAAGAAGAUCCGUCGUGGCGCCGAGCCCUUCCUCACGUGGCUUCAGGAGGCCGAGUCCGAGGAGGAGUCUGAGGAUGACUAA
This is a messenger RNA of Anthostomella pinea, 1311 nucleotides long. NCBI's taxonomy places the organism in Eukaryota, Fungi, Ascomycota, Sordariomycetes, Xylariales, Xylariaceae. The record is from the annotation of a GenBank genome assembly.